Molecule: messenger RNA, 1776 nt
Organism: Diaporthe amygdali
Lineage: Eukaryota; Fungi; Ascomycota; Sordariomycetes; Diaporthales; Diaporthaceae
Exons: 7
Coding region: 1-1776 (591 amino acids)
Biological process (GO): endoplasmic reticulum tubular network organization
Cellular component (GO): endoplasmic reticulum tubular network
Source: RefSeq, a predicted model, not a curated record
AUGGUCUCGCUAUGGCCAUGGAAGAAGGACGACUCGUCGACCGCCUCCUUCGAAAAGAUUCUGUCUGUCCUGUCCACCAAUAUCGCCACAACGCAAGCUCGCCUCGAAAAGGCCCGCGCGUCUAGCCGUCGUGUCCGCCUUCUCUGCACCCUGUACCUCUCCAUCGCCUACCUCAUCUACGCCAUCGUCGUGCUGGUCGUGAUCGGAUGGAAGAACAUAGGCGCGUACGAAUGGUCCGGCAUGGCUGGCGGCCCCGUCGUCAUCUACCUUGUUCGCACUGCCACCUCCGCCGUCUACGACAUUCGUAUCGAUAGCCUGAGCUCAAAGCUCAAGGGUCUUCAGGGGGAGAGAGCCACCACCAUACAGAAGUUGAAGGAUGCCACCAAAUACGAUUCUACGCUGAAGCUCCUGGAGAAGUAUGGUGGCAGCGAUGGGAGCCCUAAACCCAAGAGAAAACCCACUGAGGAUGGCGACGCCGAAUCCAAGAGCCCGGCGCGUUCACGACGACAAAACUCGGGUCCCGCGCAGCGCACAAACAUGCCCCCACCCGCUACUGCCAACAUCCGCCGCGACCCUCCCGCCCUCUCGCAUCCAGGAACACCUCAGCCACCAGGCACUGGACCACAGGAACUCAUGCAGCAGCAGCAGCAACGCCCGAGCCCAGCGCAUCAGCAUACAGAUCUCUCGGCCGAAUUUGCGCCCAACGCAUUCGAAGCACCGAGGCCGGCUUCUGCGCAUGUUGCUGGGGCCCAGUACGAGAUGAACCCCGCGGGACUCCAGACCCACUGGUAUGACAGGAUCAUGGACACUCUGCUCGGCGAAGAUGAGACGGCAGCCAAGAACCGUAUCGUCCUGAUUUGCAAGCAGUGCCGGCUCGUCAAUGGCCAGGCGCCCCCGGGAACGAACAGCCUGGCCGAGGUGGGCUUGUGGAAGUGCAUGGGAUGCGGAGCCAACAACGGAGAAGAGAACGAAGGCAAGCGGAUUGUCAAGGAAGUUUUGGGUGGGAGAAGUGAGUCCGUAGAGAGGACGGACGAUGGAAACGAGAGCGACCUGGUUGAAGUACGGGGUGACGAGGCUUCGGAAGAAGAUACUGUGUCUACGAAGGAGGAGGGGGAAACCACUGGUGCAAAGAGACGGAAGGAGGGUGUUGGCCCUGCCACGCGACACUUCGUUGCCGCACCCUCUCGGCCUGUCCCGCCAUCUGCUUCUCCUCUGUCCAGCUCCGAGGGCAUUGAUGAUGUGGACUCCCUGGGCACGAGCCAUGGCGGGAUAACUGAGGCUGGCGACUUGGUUUGGGUCUGCUCCGACUGCCGUUCGUCCUCUUCCGCCGAAAGAACUGUUUACGUGGGAGAGUCGGGCGACCGAAUCGAAGUCAUUACCGAUACACGCUCCCGGCCUUCUAAUUCAAGGCACAUGGAGCUCAGGCGCAAGUACUCUUCGUCCGAUCGCCGCGGUGAGUACUCUUCUUCCAGCCGUGACUCAUCCUACUACGGUACAGACUACGGGAACUCUUGGGAGGAGUCAUAUCGGGAAGCUAGUCGGUACAUGGGACGUGACGAGCGGGACUAUGAGACUUUCAGCCUGGUUAUCCUCCUUAUGAUGGGACAUAUCAAGACGGUCCUCAGGCACAUCAUUCAUCGUAUGCUGGAGCUCGACAGUCUCGCAGUGAAGGAUAUCGUCCUCAUUCAUCAGACGCUCAAGCUCAGCAGACUCAUGGGCAAGGUGGCGAAAUCAAAUAUGUGUACUCGUGCACAGAGGGUCCUGACGGCGAGAUAA